This is a messenger RNA of Penicillium atrosanguineum, 669 nucleotides long. RefSeq names its product PITH domain-containing protein. The coding region runs from base 1 to 669 and encodes 222 amino acids. The record is from RefSeq and is a predicted model, not a curated record. Lineage: Eukaryota; Fungi; Ascomycota; Eurotiomycetes; Eurotiales; Aspergillaceae. The transcript is spliced from 3 exons. Gene Ontology annotation, cellular component: nucleus.
AUGUCGGACCACCAUCACCAUCACGGCGGCGGCGGCCACUGCCAGGGCGAGCAUGACCACUCGAACGAUAUCACCCCCGCGCUCCAGUCCCUGCUUUAUUCGCAGAUCGACUUUGACUCAAUCACUACUCUUAAUGAGGCGACCGAAAAGGGCGGCGCUGCUAUUGUCCAGAAAACCUGGGCUGAGAGACUGAAUGACAAGCCCGAGUUAGAGAGUGAUGCCGAUGAGCAGCUGCUGAUGUAUAUCCCCUUCACUGGCCAGGUCAAACUUCAUUCCCUGCUCCUUUACACUGCGCCUACCGCCGCUGCCCCCAAGACCGUAAAACUGUUCAAGAACCGCGAUGACCUCGACUUCUCAACUGCUUCGGAGCUCUCCCCUACUCAGACCAUCGAAGUCCCCCAGCCCGUGGCCGGUGCCGAUGUGUUCGAGCUCCCGCUAAACCGCGCCCAUUGGAACACCACCACAUCAGUCACGCUCUUCUUCGAGGACAAUUGGACAGAUGGCGAGGAUGAUGUCACCAAGGUUGGAUAUAUCGGUUUCAAGGGCCAGUUCAUGGCAUUGAACCGUGAACCUGUCAGCUUCUUGUACGAAGCUGCUGCGAACCCUAAUGACCACGUCUCUAUCCCUGGUCUCAAUGACUUUGGAAGCCGUGUCAUGCCCGGUCAGUAA